AUGUUAAGACUACUUCAGAAAUCCACAACGCCAACAACGAUACUCAGACCAUCUGGUUUUGUAAUCACACCCUUAUUCAUAGGUUCCCUCAGGUUCAACUCAACAUCUAAAGAUGUCUCUGCUGCUAAAUACUCACCCAAACCCGAGUCAACUGUUAAUAUCGAUGACUUGUUAAAAAACUCGAUCCCGGACUUGUCCUUUAGUGAGUCUAUAAAUGAAAGGUUUGGGUUCGAGGCUAAUAGGCAACCAACUCCACGAGAAGUUGCCAAAGGUAUCAGGGAGUUUGGCACCAACGCUGGAAGAACAGUUGAUGUCAAUUAUAAUAACUUGGCAAGAGCAUUCACCCAGAUUAAAAGAAUUGGUAAUGAAAAUAAGAUUAGAUAUUUACAAAGAGUUCAAUCAAGAUACAUUCGUCCUGCUAAGUAUAGGAAACAAUUGAAAAGAGAGUGGUGGAGAAGGAAAUUUUCUGCCGGGUUCAAGAACUUGUUGGCACAAGUUAACGAUGCUAGAAGAAGAGGUUACUAA
Lodderomyces parapsilosis is the source of this 525-nucleotide messenger RNA. RefSeq names its product mitochondrial 37S ribosomal protein bS21m. NCBI's taxonomy places the organism in Eukaryota, Fungi, Ascomycota, Pichiomycetes, Serinales, Debaryomycetaceae. Gene Ontology annotation, biological process: translation; mitochondrial translational initiation. Gene Ontology annotation, cellular component: ribosome; mitochondrial small ribosomal subunit. The transcript has a single exon. The coding region runs from base 1 to 525 and encodes 174 amino acids. The record is from RefSeq and is a predicted model, not a curated record. Gene Ontology annotation, molecular function: structural constituent of ribosome.